AUGUUUUUCGAGGCUCGGCUUAUCGGACUAUAUAGUACCUGGGUCGACGACCUGGUCUUUGGUCGAGAUACCAAGAUCAUCAUCAAAUCCCGAGGGCCUUUGCACAAUGACCGCGCCUACCUGGAAAGAUAUGAUAUCGAAAAGAUCAUAUCUAUUAUCGUUUCUGACAUCAUCAACCGUGACACGGUUCAAUUUGUUUCGCAGCUGUACAAUGAGGACCUGAACGGCGAGCCCUAUUUCUAUGAGGACUAUCCCGGUGUGCGGACUUGGGAGUAUGAUGGAGAUGAAUAUCAAGUUUUGCUAGGCACGCAGAUUGGGAAAAUCGCCGCAUCUUUCGUUCUGGGGGCAUUCACCAGGGGCAUUCACCGAAUUUGCCGAGUUGUUACUUGGAUCAAUGACAGCCUUAUUUGCAUGCGAUUUGAUAUUGAGGCUGUGGGCUAA
Messenger RNA from Penicillium longicatenatum, 441 nucleotides. RefSeq lists its product as uncharacterized. The record is from RefSeq and is a predicted model, not a curated record. Bases 1 to 441 code for a protein of 146 amino acids. The transcript has 2 exons. NCBI's taxonomy places the organism in Eukaryota, Fungi, Ascomycota, Eurotiomycetes, Eurotiales, Aspergillaceae.